Messenger RNA from Fraxinus pennsylvanica, 708 nucleotides. The record is from the annotation of a GenBank genome assembly. Lineage: Eukaryota; Viridiplantae; Streptophyta; Magnoliopsida; Lamiales; Oleaceae.
AUGAGGAAGUACGAAUUGGCGAAAAUUCUAGGGACCAUAGCAAGUGUAGGAGGUGCUACUAUUAUAAUUUUCUAUAAAAGCACUCUGAUUCUGCACCAGGCAUCACAACCAGUGGGAAGUAACUUAGAAGAAGGCAGUUUCUUUAAUACAACUAAAAUACAAAACUGGACAUGGGGCUGUAUAUUUUUACUUGGUCACUACUUAUCAUGGGCUGGUUGGAUGGUCCUUCAGGCUCUUAUUCUGAAGAAAUACCCUGCCAAACUCUCACUCACCUCGUUUACGUGCUUCUUUGGAUUGACCCAGUUCUUAUUCAUAGCAGCUUUUGUUGAAAGGGAUCCUAAAUAUUGGAAAAUUUAUUCCGCGGAGGAGAUAUGCACAAUCUUAGAUGCUACCUGGUGUAUUCAGAAAGGAGGACCGAUUUUUAUUGCUUGCUUCCAGCCAGUUCAAACAGUUUUAGUCGCUGGCAUGGCAUUUGCAAUCCUUGGCGAUCAAUUAUACUCUCGCAGACAUUAUAAGCCAACUGAUAAUAGACUUCACAGCUUCUUAUCAUUUUUGAAGAAAAAUGGAGUCAACCUGGAUGAAGUUGAGAUACAAAAGGCAAAUGACGAUUACAAGAGUUAUGAAAGCAGAAAACCUGCUAAAGAUCAGUUUGCAACUGACGUUUCAUCAAUCUUAGUUUCCAUUCAACCUGAUAUUCCCAACAAAUAG